AGCUUAAAUGUAGUGAAUGAAAGAGAGGUGGAGGUAGUGGAGGAAGGAGUGCUGUGGGGGAGGCUGUUUGUGGGUGGAGUAAUUCAGAGAAUGCGAGGCUCUGCCCUCUCUCCUUCCACUCCUCCUCCUCCGGGUGGAAAUUCAUCCUUCAGGCUCGGUAGCGGACAUUUGCGUGGAGGACCUCGGGAGAACGGUGCACGUCCAGUCGCAGAGGUUUGAGGUCCGGAGAGCAGCCGGGUGUCGCAUCCACACACCGGUCAGGAUUUCUGACCACAGCGCGGGAACAAAAGAUGUGAUUUCCUGCUUUUCUUCUAAAAAUCUUACACAGUUUUUUCACAUCGGUUCCAGUGUCGGAUUUUGGAACUGGUUUUUAUGUCACGUCUGGCUUCUGGUCCGUGUGGGUUUUUAAAAAUCAUUUGAGAAGUGUUUCCUGUGCGGCUGCCGCUAAGUUUGGAGCAGCGGAGACAAACCGUCGCCUGUCAGAACCGGGAGCUCUGACACCGAGACCUCUGCCUAUAUUUGUCCGUCUGACUGCUGCGUGAAGCGGAAGGAGGAAAGCUGAGCUCCCCCUGUCGCCACCAGACUUCUAGCGCGAGGAAGAGGAAAGGAGAGAAGCAGUUUUUUUUCUUUCUUUUUUUAAAGCCUCUUGACAAACGGGGAGGAAUAUAAAAGCUGGAGGAGAUUUAACGCAAGUCAGAGACGUUGUCUCUCAUCAGUCAGUCUGAGUCAGUCACAGGGACGACAGGAAAAUACCAGCAGAUCUCAGCGGGACUCCUGAACCACAAACACAGAGAGGAAGAGGAGGAAGAAAAGAAAAAGAGGACAAAAGAGAGAGAUAAAGGCGCCGGGCGAGUAGAGGGGAGGGAGGUUUGAAAGGACGGAUUUGCUUUAUCUGUUGGGGGUGCAUGCCCCCCCGAGACCUUCCCCUCCCGCUUGGACAUCCUCUUUUUUCUGUGAUUUCUGCAUCAGUGACGGGCUGACAAAGGGUAGAGAAUGUGCAAUAAACUGAGCGUGGGACGGCUCAGGGCAAGGGGGGACUUCGUCACACCACCCAGGACUAGAGUCUUGCUACUGGGCUUGGUUCUGGCCGCAGUGGGCUGGCUCCCUCCGCCCACCUGCGCAGAGUUGGAGAUGGACAUGCUGGGCGGCAUGGUGCUGAUAGAAGCUGGUGGAGAAGGCGAGAUGUUGGGCGGAGGAGGCGAGCUGGAGGCCUCCAUGAGCUCCUCGCUGCUGCGCGACUUCCAGGAAGCGACAGAGGGACUCCAGGUGAUGGAAGCUGCAGAAUCCGCGGCGACUCGACAGAACCCAGCCACGCCCACGGCCUUCCCCGACUCCUCCGCCGUGGUGGGAAGAAUCUUUCAAUUUAAGGUGCCAAACAAGAUGGAGGAUGUUUACCUAGGUGACAUCAUCAAGAUUACAGAGAUGGGGAAGGAUUUCCUUCCUGCUUGGCUGCACUGGGAUUCCAGCAGCAGAAUUCUGCAAGGUCUGCCUUUGGAUGAGGAUAAAGGAGUCCACUACAUCUCUGUAUCCAUCUCCAACCAUACAAAAGCUUCCUCUUCUUCAGAGGUGUUUUCCAUUGAAGUGCACCCUGAAGACCACAUGGAUACAGAUCCUGCCCAGACACUCUCCAACCUAGCUUCCACCAAAGAUGACGUCCAACCUUUCAUGUGCGGUGGUGAAGAGCCAGUCACGGUGCUGACCGUGAUCCUGGAUGCUGAUCUGACGAAGAUGAACUCGGAGCAGAGGAUAGAGCUCCUGGAUAACAUGAGAAGCUUCUCUGGGGUGGGGCUCCAGCACAUGAAGAUGCUCCCUGUCGUCAACAACAGGCUGUUUGACAUGUCAGCGUUCAUGGCUGGGCCUGGGAAUGCCAAAAAGGUGGUGGAGAACGGCGCUCUGUUGUCAUGGAAGCUUGGCUGCUCACUGGAUCAGAGCACAGUUCCAAAUAUAAACAGUGUCCAGGGUCCUGCAAAGGAAGGCACAAUGUCAGCGAAGCUGGGAUACCCUGUGGUGGGGUGGCACAUCGCCAACAAGAAGCCCCAUGUCCCUAAGCGUGUUAGGCGUCAGUUAAACAACACUCCAACACCUGUUUUGGCUGUGCUUCCUCCAACAAUUGUAGUGGAGCCACCAGUAAGGAUUAUUCCUACCCUCUCUUCUCCAUCUAUUGCUGCACCAACGGAAAGUUCUGCUCCUCCUGUAAGAGGGCCGGUUCCCCUGCCUGGAAAGCCUACAAACAGAAUCCGUGACCCUAUUGCCCACACCCCAACAGUGGGGCCUUCUCUGCCAACAAGAGUGAUGGAGACCACCAGCACCAUUUCCAUCCAGCCAACAACAACCCGGCCUACUUAUGUGGAAGCCACCGCCAUACCCCCCACACCCACCAAAAAACCCACCAGAAGACCCAAGAGGCCCAAAACCACUCCAGCAUCCAGAGACCCCACUAAAACUUCAACUACCAAGCCAUCCAGGCGCACCACUCCAUCACCUGGUGUUGUUCUUGAUCCAAACAAUAAGGCCCCGAUCUUGAGUAAUGCUGUUGACAAGGUCAAUGCAUUCGUGGGCACUUACUUUGAGGUAAAGAUCCCUUCGGAUACGUUCUUUGACAAAGAGGAUGGAACAACAGAUAAGCUGCGACUCACUCUGAGACAGAAACACAAUGAAGUAGUUGGGGAAGGAUCAUGGAUCCAGUUCAACACAACCAGCCAGCUCCUCUAUGGCCUUCCUGACCUCCAACAUGUGGGGAAACACGAAUACUUCUUGCAGGCAACUGACAAAGGUGGCCUUUUCGCCAUUGAUGCUAUUGAGGUCUGUGUGAAUCGCUGGCCUGCCAAUGACAAAAACCCUGCAAUUUUCACAGCCCGCUUCGAUGGAGAGCCACGUUCAGUAACCAAUGACAUCAACAAGAAGAUCCUUCUAGUUAAGAAGCUGGCUUAUGCACUGGGGGACCGCAACAGCAGCACAGUGACUUUAAGGAAUAUCAGCAAAGGGUCUAUUGUGGUAGAGUGGACUAACAACAGCCUACCACAGAACCCAUGUCCAAAGGAACAGCUCACAGUAAUGAGCAGGACCCUCGCAGAUGCCAAUGGAAGACCCUCGCAGGCCUUCAGGUACUCCAUGGAGCCUGAAUUCAAACCACUGGAUGUUAAAGUGAAAGGAAAAGCAAGCUGUCGAGCAUUUUCUUUCAUCCCACCAGGAGAAAUUGACAUAGUGGCUCCCACGACAACGAUUAUAGGUCAGGAAUCGGGCCGACAGAGCACAGAUGACGUGUACCUUCACACAGUCAUUCCUGCUGUGGUGGUGGCAGCCAUUUUGUUGAUCGCAGGAAUCAUUGCAAUGAUCUGCUACAGGAAGAAGAGAAAGGGCAAACUCACCAUCGAGGACCAGGCCACCUUCAUUAAAAAGGGUGUGCCAAUCAUCUUUGCAGAUGAACUUGAUGACUCAAAGCCUCCGCCAUCCUCCAGUAUGCCCUUGAUUCUCCAGGAAGAGAAGCCUCCUCUUCCUCCCCCUGAAUAUCCCAACAUGGCAACACCAGAGACCACCCCCUUAAACCAGGAGAUGCUGGGGGAGUACACAGCUCUCCGAGACGAGGACCCCAAUGCGCCGCCCUACCAGCCGCCGCCUCCUUUCACCACUCCCAUGGAGGGCAAAGGCUCCCGUCCCAAGAACAUGACUCCCUACAGAUCUCCACCUCCCUAUGUGCCACCCUAAGACUUGUUUAACCCCACCCUGAAGGAGUGGGGGUGAAGAGGAUGCCUGAGGAACUGUGACGGUUUCCAUUCUGGUGUUUGUCUGUCUGGACAUUUACAGGGAGAGAUGACAAGAGGUGCUAUAGUACACAACAGCUACAGGGGGGCUUUGCUUUGGGAGGGGGAUGACUGGGUCGGGUGGGGGUUUUUAUGGAGGACAGGUGGGAUGGCUGGUUGAAACAGCUGGGAGUGACUACUGUUUUAGUGGUAGCCCAGCUACUACAGUGGCCUAAGACAAAUUCUCGUCACACUGGGCUUUUGGUUCGACUAGUUGGUCAGAAGCUACAAUGACUGGGAGAAACACUCUCCCAUCCCAGCAUUUUGGUUUUCCUCAGAUUUGGAUACUGGAUUCUACUUUUAUUUUUCUUUCGCCUCUUUUCUCUGAACUGGAGUGUUUUCCUAACAACCUUCUCCUGUCUCACUUUGAAACAAUACGAAAAGACGGUGAACUGUCAUCAGACCACUGCAGGCAGCAACUCAUGUUUUUAAAAUUGGAGUGAGGUUCUCAAUGCCAGGAAAGUUAUCACGAGGAUCUCAGAUCACCCCUGCAGACGACACGAGAGAAUCGGAGGCCAGAGUGUGUGAGUGUGUGUGAACAAAUGGGUGUGUUUAUUCAGAUACAAUACGGUUUGCCUUUUAACAGUAGUUGUCUGUUUCUAUCCUUAUUCACAAUGUCUAGUAAAGCUGAGAAUAACAAGGUAGCCUAAGUAAGAUUUAGAGAUGAGUCAUUUUUUUUUUUUUUUUUUUUUUUUUGGUUUUUAAAUUCUCAGUUUAUCUGAAAGACCUUCUACUAGAUUGUUCUAUUUUUCUGGUGGUGGAAGAAAUGGGAAAGAAAAGGAUUGCCUCGCUUAAAUAAGCUGCAGGAGAUUUUUAUUCCUGUUUUUUUUUUUUUUGUUUGUUUGUUUUUUGUUUUGUUUUUUUUUUUGUACUACACCCAGUAUCUCAGUUACAGUGUGCUAAAUGCUAGUUACGGCUCCCAGCAGCUAAUCAGAUCCAAACAGGACAAAGUCGGCCGGGGAAUUUGACGGGAGGAAUUUGAAGUUUUACUGAAUGCAAACAUUUAUAGUUUUAUGUGCAUUUCAGUUGAACAAUGUGAAGUUAGCAUAACUAUAAUAAAGGUGGAAUACUAUGGAAUGCCAUUUUUAUUGCUAUUAGAUUAAACAAAGAACAAAGAUGGUAUGAAAUAAAACCGGACAUGCAGAGGGUAAAGAGAAUAUAAGCAUGUAUGUUACACCCCAUUUAUUUAUACAUGUUCAAAUGUUGCUUUGUCUGAUCCAGUUAUUUGGCCACACCUCCUCAUUUGCAUGUAAAAAUUAAUGUAGCAUUACAUGUGUUUUUUCUUUCUUCUUCGUUUAAAAAAAAAAACACAUUUCUGAACUCAUUUGUAUUUUACAGUUUAUGGUUAUAGAAUGUGGUUUUGCAAGUGGUUCACAUGAUCAAAACCACAUUGGGUUACAUGUGAAACAUGAGACAUGUGGAACACGUGAAAUUAAUGUUUUGCACAUAGUAAAUGUUUAGAACAUUUUCAUGGUAAUUACAUGUGAAACCUGUUGGAUUACAUCUGAAACAUAUGUUGUUUCACAAGUGAUUACCAUGUCCCUAAACCACAUUUUCAUGUGCAAAAUACAGGUUUGACAUGUGCAAAAACCACGUGAGAUCACUCAUGAAACAAAGAUUUUGCACAUGGUUUUGAAAUAUUUCCAUAUUAUCACAUGUAAAUUCUCUGGCAAUGCAUGUGGAACCCAUGGGUUUCAUGUAUGGUUACUAAGAAAAUGUUCCAAAACUGCAUGUUUCCCAUGUGCAAAAUGUGUUCCACAUAUCUCAUGUUUCACAUGUGCAUACCCACAUGAGCUCACUUGUGUAACACUUGUAAGACAUAUGUGAAACACAUGAGAAAUACAUAUUUUGCACACGGAAAAGUCUUUCUGGAACAGUUUCAUGUAAAAAGUAAACUACGUGAGAUUGCAUGUGAGACCCAAGUGGUUUUGUAUGAUCAUGUUUUACAUGUUAAAAUAAUAUAAAACUUGACCCUACAAAACCACAUGAGUGUGAAUUUACAUGAAAAUGUUCCAAAACCACGUUUUCUAUGUGCAAACUAUGUGUUUUUAACAUAUGUUACCUGUAGUUUGCAUGUGCAAAGCUACAUAGGAAGUAUGCAAGUAACAGGUAUAUUUAUUGACAUUAUUUAGUGAAUAUUGUGUGAAAUGGCAUUCCAUAGGACACCAGCUCUGCCCUUCAAGCCAUACAUAGCUCUCUACAAACUCGUUAACAGGAUGAACACGCCUGCAACUUAGUCCUGACGGGGGAUAAUUAUUUUUUCUGUAAUGAGGCAGUUUUUCUCUCCAGUCGUUUGAGACUGUCCCAGGUGGAACUGUACAGAUUUUCACAUUUUAAAGGACAGAUGAGAUGAUUGAGGCUGAGAUUCAUGUCCAAGGAGAAACUUUAAAUUUUCAGUAAUGAACUCACUGAAAAAGUCAAUAAAAAUUUUUUUAUUUUUUAUUUUUUUUAGCUUUUUAAUGCUUCCUCAAAUGGUUUGAGUAUUAAAGGAAACACAAUUAAUGAUUAGUCCUCAGUGAUUUGUAAAAUUUUAGCCUAGAAUUAUGAUUCAGUUAUGUACACGUAGUUCUUUUUUUUCUCUUUUUUUUUGUCGUGGGUCACAUAUUUUAGCGUGUUUGCAUUUCAACUGUAUCUCCCACAGAGAUGAAAUGACCCAUAUUUUAUGUAAUCACAUUUAAUUUUCACAUGUUUUAUGUUUAAUGAUGAUUUUCAGCUGAGUGACCCUUUGCAAUAAUAAUGUCCGGCGCGGUCGCUCGGCGGCCAGUCGCUGCAGGCUCACGCGAGUGACUUGUAUUGUCAUGAUGUUGGUUUUUCACAGGAUGCCAAGGCUUUUUAUUUUCUUUUUCUCUUUUUUUUUUGGGCUUAUCGAGUGUGCAUUGUAAUAAUAAAACCAACUGGUACCUUA
Melanotaenia boesemani (Boeseman's rainbowfish) is the source of this 6705-nucleotide messenger RNA. RefSeq names its product dystroglycan 1 (gene dag1). Gene Ontology annotation, molecular function: laminin binding; calcium ion binding. Gene Ontology annotation, cellular component: basement membrane; dystroglycan complex; sarcolemma. The record is from RefSeq and is a predicted model, not a curated record. Gene Ontology annotation, biological process: nerve development; morphogenesis of an epithelium; muscle attachment. Lineage: Eukaryota; Metazoa; Chordata; Actinopteri; Atheriniformes; Melanotaeniidae. The transcript is spliced from 5 exons. Bases 994 to 3705 code for a protein of 903 amino acids.